UUCCGGUUAGACGUAUUCCCACGUCAAAACAAACGAAUUAUGCUUAACGUGGAAUUAGGUAUUGGAAACGCCAAAGAAGAGUUUCAAAGAAAUAUUAAAUAAUUAACACAUUUCUCAGGUACUUUAUAAAUCAACAGUUCUUAAUUAACAGUUAGUAUUACGCAACACUGCCUCCCUGUAUUGUGAUAAACGACUAAAUUGUAUCCUCUUACACACCUAUCAGCGGAACAUAUGAUUUAUUUUCAUUUUCGUAAUGACCUUCAAUAAGCACAAUAACGUAAAGGCCCACGCCGUCGCUUGAAAUUUCUCUUUUUGAAUAAAUUAUGUAACAAUUUACAACGGUGACAUCGCAUUGCAUCGCUGUUGGCCGUGGUACUAGUGUAUCCAAAAUAUUGAUAUCCGUUUGAUUGAUUAAUGCAAAGCAACAAGCAAUGUGCGCAUAUUAUUACGUUUAAUGUGGAUGGCACGGCAUAGCACUGCUGAUCACGUAUAACGUUCAAUUUCAUUCACUUGUGGCUGAUUUACCGCGAACCAUUUUCGGUAACACAUUUAAAUAUAAUCCGCCCAGGAGCGGGGCAAUAAUUUUCAAUCCCUUUAUAAACAGACAGAAUAAUUUCGGUAGCUAUCAAAGCAGAUUCAAACCCUCAAGUGUUGAAGUGCGUCAGUUUUAGUAAAAGUGUACCGAAGAACAGAAUGGCCGCCCUUAAGAUCGCAUUGAUCGCCGUGUGUCUGCUCGGCACCAACCAAGCAGGAGUUCUUUUACCUGGUGCUCGCUUUGCCGCUGCACCGGUUGCUGCACUAGCGCCCGCAGUGUCAGUUAUCAACACUAACCACGAUCCACUGCCACAGUAUACUUACGCUUACAAUGUCCAUGAUGCCUUAACUGGGGACAACAAGAGUCAACAAGAGACCAGAGAUGGCGAUAUUGUGAAAGGCUCCUACUCGUUGGUGGAACCUGAUGGUACUAUCCGCACUGUGAUAUACACUGCCGAUCCAAUCAACGGUUUCAAUGCAAUUGUUCAGCGUGGUCCAUUGGUACACAAAUCUUUAGUUCCGGUUGCUCCAGUCACUAGAGUACUUGGAUAAGAAUUUUGUUAUACAGUUUUUUUUUGCUAAUUUCUAAAGAAUAGACUGAAGC
Messenger RNA from Toxorhynchites rutilus septentrionalis, 1138 nucleotides. RefSeq names its product larval cuticle protein A2B (gene Cpr64Ab). Gene Ontology annotation, cellular component: extracellular matrix. The transcript is spliced from 3 exons. The record is from RefSeq and is a predicted model, not a curated record. Bases 694 to 1086 code for a protein of 130 amino acids. NCBI's taxonomy places the organism in Eukaryota, Metazoa, Arthropoda, Insecta, Diptera, Culicidae.